AUGUCCUGCGUCAACAAAACGGAGACAUUCGAGAAUAUUUACCUCGACCUGUCGAAACAGUCCGGACGGUGUAGACUUGCAGAAAGUGGUCUAGGGUGGAAACCCAGCGGCGGCAGCGAACCAUUCACGCUUAACGGCGAUCAGAUCAGUGCGGCGCAAUGGAGCAGAGCAUCGAAAGGAUAUGAGAUUAAAAUCAUCACGCGAGAUGCUGCGGUCAUCCAACUCGACGGAUUUGAACAGGAGGAUUAUGAUCGUGCCGCCAAAGCCUUCAAGAUAUUCUAUGGCAUCAACCUAGAACAUAAGGAACAUGCGCUGCGAGGCUGGAACUGGGGUAAAGCCGAGUUUGGGCGCGCAGAAUUAGCAUUCAAUGUCCAGAACAGGCCGGCGUUCGAGAUUCCCUACUCAGAAAUUUCCAACACGAAUCUGGCAGGAAAGAAUGAGAUUGCAGUCGAAUUCAACCUGGAUGCGGACUCAGCUCAAAAUGGCACAAAUGGUCACAAAGCAGGCAGCACUAAGAACCGUGGUCGCAAAGCAGCAGCUGGACGAGACGAACUGGUCGAGAUGCGGUUCUAUAUUCCCGGAACGGUGUCCAAAAAAGAAGUCAAUGGCGAAGAAGGCAGUGGCGCAGAAGAGGACGAAGAAGAGGAACAGAAUGCCGCCAACUUGUUUUAUGAGACCCUCAUGGACAAGGCAGAGAUUGGGGAAGUUGCCGGUGCCACGUUCGCAACUUUCCAGGACAUAUUGCAUCUUACCCCCAGAGGACGGUUCGAUAUCGACAUGUACGAAAAUUCAUUCCGCUUGCGUGGUAAGACAUACGAUUACAAGAUCCAGUACCAGUCGAUAAAGAAGUUUUUCAUCCUGCCAAAGAACGACGAAAUGCACACGAUGAUUACACUGGGACUGGAUCCACCUCUUCGCCAAGGACAAACGAGAUAUCCAUUUAUCGUGAUGCAGCUCAAACUCGACGAUGAGGUGAACCUGGAUCUCAAUAUGACAGAAGAGCUCCUCGAAACGAAGUACAAAGACAAGCUGGAACCACAUUACGAAGCACCGAUCCAUCAUGUCAUUGCCAAAGUCUUCAAAGGCUUAUCUGGGAAGAAGAUAAUCAUGCCCUCCAAGGACUUUGUCAGUCAUCACAACAUGAAUGGGGUUAAGUGCUCCAUCAAGGCCAAUGAAGGAUUGCUUUUCUGCCUGGACAAGAGUUUCAUCUUUGUCCCCAAGCCUGCCACCUACGUACCGAUCGACUCCAUACAGAGCAUCACUAUGUCGAGGGUUGGAGGAGCUCUAGCGGCUAGUCGCACGUUUGAUAUUACCAUGACACUGAAAGGCGGCCAAGGAGAGCAUCAGUUCAGCAACAUCAACCGUGAAGAACAGCAGCCACUCGAAGCGUUUUUCCAAGCCAAGGGCAUUCGAUUCAAGAACGAGAUGCUUGAUGAUUCAUCCACACUGUUGAAAGCAGCCCUGGAGGAUCAGGAUCUGGCAUCAUCAGAUGAUGAUGACAAUGGCGGCGUGAAUCGGGGAUCAGCCGAUGAGGACGAAGACUCGCCCGAUGAAGAUUUCCAAGAUGAGUCUGAGAGUGAUGUGGCUGAGGAGUACGAUUCAGCACACGAAAGCAGUGGCAGUGAUGCAGGUAGCGAUGCAGAGAUGGCUGAUGUUGCAGGAGAUGAUGAAGAUGCGGCUAGCGAGGAGGAAGAAGAGGCAGACCGACGGCCUAAGAAGAAGGCAAAGAAGUAG
Messenger RNA from Capronia coronata CBS 617.96, 1734 nucleotides. RefSeq names its product FACT complex subunit pob3. Gene Ontology annotation, cellular component: nucleus; FACT complex. The transcript is spliced from 4 exons. Gene Ontology annotation, molecular function: DNA binding; histone binding; nucleosome binding. The record is from RefSeq and is a predicted model, not a curated record. The coding region runs from base 1 to 1734 and encodes 577 amino acids. Lineage: Eukaryota; Fungi; Ascomycota; Eurotiomycetes; Chaetothyriales; Herpotrichiellaceae.